GAUAAAUUAGUGGGGACUGACAAUUUAAGUAAAGCAAAAUAAUCUGAUAAUGACAACUGAGAAAAAGAAAAGUGUGUUGCCUUUUGAGGUUAUCAUUUCCUUGACCAUUAAUAAACAGGCUGGCAUCUGUUUCAUCCUUGCUCAUAGUCACAGCACACCUUUGCACACAACUCAAAAUAAUGAGGAAUGAGGGUAAAGGAAGGAAUCUCUUGGCUGCUCUCUGAAGCAAUUUGUUAGUUUUAGGUUAUAGUUCUUUUAAAUCUUCAGUCAAAUUCUACAAAACCUUAGUUGAGAAGAAAUGCAAAUCUCAGGUAGCAUUUGAAAAAUCUAUUUUUGGUCCAAUUAUGAUGUAGCAUUGACUUGUUCCAGAAUUUUUAACAUUACUGGGAAGAGACCAUUGGUGGUCAAAAUGACUCGUAGUUUACAAAGCAUGUGGGCAUUUUUUUUUUUUUAAUAAAGGAGACAAGGUAAUUUGAGCUGUUGUUUCAGGUAAAGUAGAAUCACGUGAUAAGUCAAUUGGGCCAUGUACACAAAUGGACUGUGACACAGCUAAAUUAGUCACAACUGUCCACCACAGGCCAACUUCACAAUCUAUAAAGGGAUAUAGAUCAGUUACCAAUGUUCCCUUAUAACCAGUUCUGAUGCGUUUGUAAGCAGAAGCAUAAUUCUAUGGCUACAAUCAACAAAGAAGUAUCAUGCCAGCCCACCAAGGCCAGCCAAACCCAUAUCUCCCUGCAGUUUUAUAGAGAUUAGCAUAUCACAUGAGCCAAAUGCUGUUCCCAAACUUAAAAUACGAUACUGCUACUUUGUAGAAAAAGUUCUUCAACACCAAUAAAAUAGAAGCAUUCAUAGCUAUUGUGUUCAGUGUGGUCCAAUAAUUGAAGCUUAAAAUAGAUAUCUUGUAACAGAACAUUUUAAAACAUCAAGACAGAUAAGAAUUAGGGCUUGGGAAAUAAAUGACUAUGAAGAAAGAUAAAAAGAAAAGAGAUCUGGGUUUUCUCUGAGACCCAGCGCAGGGCCAAGUCCUCCCAGCUGCAAGCGGCCAUUACCAUGGAAACCAGAGGGCUGGGCAGUUGGGGAUUGUGAUGCUCGGGGGCGGGGAGGGGGUGGUACCCAGUGACUGGUCUACUGUCCCCCAGACCCUCACCAGAGACUUCACGGCGCUGCUGCUUCUCCAGCGCUCCCGCGGGAGUGGCGCCCUAAACCAGCCCAGAGAGACCAUCGCCUGCCGCCUUGAUGACAUCGCCGUCUCCUCUCCCGGCUGGGGCUGUCCAGCAGCCCUCGAUCCAUGGCCUUUCCCAGAUAACCAGCAGCUUAUUCAUCAGCAAUGGUGCGGCCGCCAAUAACAAACUCUUGCUGUCAAGCAACCACAUCACGACCGUCAUCAACGUUUCCGUGGAGGUGGUCAACACUUUUUACGAGGAUAUCCAAUAUGUCCAGGUGCCGGUGGCCGACACUCCCAGCUCGUGUCUCUACAACUUUUUUGACUCUAUUGCUGAUCACAUCCACAGCGUGGAAAUGAAGCAGGGCCGCACGCUGCUGCACUGCGCCGCGGGCGUGAGCCGCUCCGCUGCUCUCUGCCUUGCCUACCUCAUGAAGUACCACUCCAUGUCGCUGCUGGAAGCUCACACAUGGACCAAGUCAUGCCGCCCCAUCAUCCGGCCCAACAGUGGCUUCUGGGAACAGCUUAUCCAUUAUGAAUUCAAGCUAUUCAGCAAGAACACCGUGCAGAUGAUCAAUUCCCCGGUGGGCGUGAUCCCUGAUAUCUACGAGAAGGAGGUCCGUUUGAUGAUGCCGAUGUGAGCCAUCCCGGCCAGCCCUGACAUCUACUGUUGAUGCUCCACCAGCAUUGAAGCUGAGUGUUGAACUUUGGUAAAGAAAACUAGAUGACGCAUUUUAGAAGGGCAAGCAAAAAGGGAGGGUUGUUGGAGUUUUUCCGCUUAGUAAAGCUUACCUUUAAACAAUAAAAUUCAUUAAACGUAA
Messenger RNA from Equus caballus (horse), 1983 nucleotides. It is a transcript of the gene DUSP21, whose product is annotated as dual specificity phosphatase 21. NCBI's taxonomy places the organism in Eukaryota, Metazoa, Chordata, Mammalia, Perissodactyla, Equidae. Gene Ontology annotation, cellular component: cytoplasm. Gene Ontology annotation, biological process: peptidyl-tyrosine dephosphorylation. The record is from RefSeq and is a predicted model, not a curated record. Gene Ontology annotation, molecular function: protein tyrosine phosphatase activity; MAP kinase tyrosine/serine/threonine phosphatase activity.